Molecule: messenger RNA, 956 nt
Organism: Halteromyces radiatus
Lineage: Eukaryota; Fungi; Mucoromycota; Mucoromycetes; Mucorales; Cunninghamellaceae
Product: ribosomal protein L6e-domain-containing protein
Exons: 1
Coding region: 157-861 (234 amino acids)
Biological process (GO): cytoplasmic translation; ribosomal large subunit assembly
Cellular component (GO): cytosolic large ribosomal subunit; ribosome
Molecular function (GO): structural constituent of ribosome; RNA binding
Source: RefSeq, a predicted model, not a curated record
GUUGGCCCAGUAUUCCACCAAUAUAUAUCGACCAUGAUCUAUUCUUAUUCUAUCUAGAUACUUCUUUCUUCCAUCUAAUUCAUCAAUUAUAGUUCUAAUAAUGGAUAAUUCAUGAAACUGAUCUUCCUUUUUUUUUUUCUAUAGUUGAAAAAAAACAUGUCGACCUCUUCUAGAAACUCCAUCCUUGUCCCCGGUGUGUCUCGUUACAGUCGUUCUGUGAUCUACGCCAAGAAGGCUUUGUACAAGCGCAACAAGUACAACACCCCUGCUGCUGUGAAGGAAGCUGCUGCUGAUAAGACUGUUGAAGUCAAGGGUGCCAAGAAUGGUGGUAAGCGUACCAUUCCUGCCAACAAGGCCAGCAAGUUCUACCCUGCUGAAGAUGUUCCUCAACCCAAGAAGUCUCGCAAGACUGUCAAGGUUGCUGGUCUCCGUGAAUCCAUCACCCCUGGUACUGUUGUCAUUCUUUUGGCUGGUCGUCACCGUGGAAAGCGUGUUGUUGUCUUGAAGCAAUUGGACUCUGGUCUUCUUCUCGUUACUGGUCCUUUCCGUGUCAAUGGUGUCCCCUUACGUCGUGUUGACCAAGCUUACGUUAUUGCCACCUCCACCAAGAUCGAUAUUGGUGCUGUCGAUGCCAAGUUCAACGAUGCUUACUUCAAGAAGUCUUCUGCUACCAAGUCUCAAGAAUUCCUUGCUUCUCAACAAGAAGGUGCCAAGGCUGUUCCUGCUUCCAAGGCUGCUGACCAAAAGGCUGUUGACAAGGCUAUCCUCGAAGCUGUUGUCAAGACUCCUUUCCUCCGUCAAUACUUGUCUGCCAAGUUUGGUUUGUCCAAGGGUCAAUUCCCCCACAACAUGAAGUUCUAAACUAGGUACUAUUACCCUGCUUCUUCAUCAUCCCUUUUUCUUAACUCAUAGUUUUCUUUUAGUUAUCUUCAUUUAGUCCUCUUUGUCUUUUUUUA